UCCAGAUUCUUUAGGACUCUCACCCAAAUCUCAGUGCCAGUCGCUAGAUUUUUGGAGAAACAGACUAGGGGAAAAAAAGAAAAAAAUCCAAUGCAUGAACUAUAAUGCAGUUGCAGCUUCUGGUGGGACCCAUCCCCACCGCAAUCGACGGCUCCGGAGCCUUGUCGUCGUCGUCGUCCUCCUCCUCUAUUGCAGGUUUCAAUUCCUCAAUUGGUGCAGCAUGGAGCUGGGCCCAUCAUCAUAACCGCUUAUCCCGCCUUCGUAAUUGGAGUUCAGUCGUGGUAGCGUCAUCGUCAUGGGCGGCCUUCAACGGUGAGCAAGACCACUACGCGUUGCUCGGCCUUGCUCGAAACGCUUCCUCCGCCGAUAUCAAACGAGCUUACCGCCUUCUUGCUCGCAAGUAUCAUCCUGAUGUCAGCAAGCAUUCAAAAGCUAGUGAGCUGUUCAAGAGCAUCCAUCAUGCAUAUGAAAUACUCUCAAAUGAGGUAACAAGGACUCAAUAUGAUCGAGUGCUUAAAUUUCAAGAAGAUGCUGGCAGUUCAUACGGCAGGAAGCAGUAUUACAAUCAUGAAUUUGAAGAUGGGCUGAGAAUCUACAAAUGGGCUGAAUUGAGGAGGAAAAUGCAGCGCGAAAGAUAUUGGGAACAUUAUAAUGCAAGUGAGGAGAACUCUUCUGCUGACAGUGAUACAGAAGAGGUGGCUGAAGAAGGAAACUUGGAUCAAGAAAGAGGCCCCUUUAGUGAUUUGCUUAGAUCUGUCUUCAUAUCUCUGUUUUUACUUCAAAUAUUUGGUUCUCGAUUAUCUCUUGCCUUCAGCAGUCUAUUGGCUUUGUUUGACCGAAGAUUGGAUGCUGGAUAUAAGAUUGGUUAUUUAAUUGCAUGGAUUCUGGGUGGGAGAGGUGGGAUUUUGCUUACCCUAUGUCUUCAGUUUGCAAGUUGGGCUUGCGGAAAGACCAGCAGCAGCGUGGUUGCUCUGAUAGUGGUAGCUAUGUGGGUUGGUUCCAAUCUUGCAAGGUAUGCCCCUCUCCCACAGGGUGCUCUUCUUACACUAUUGUACAUGUCUAUCAAGCUGCAAGCUGACCUAAACUGAAGCUGUUGCUGCUGCUGCUCGUGGUUGUUCAUUAGCAUUUAUAUUGAAUAUUUAUUUUAGAAAUAAUUAUGUGCUUACAACCUCACAUGCACAUAGGGUUAUCAGCUGUUAAAUCAGAUGAACAAACAUGAUCCAGCAACAGAUAUCUUGUGCACUGGUGAGGUCGUGUGUUAAUUUGGCACCCUAUUUGUUUUUCUCUGCAAUCUGUUGUACAUAUUGUGUAAGUGAAUAGAAUAAGAGCAAUUCAAUCUGUUUGUUACAAAAAAGGAAAAAAAAUGUCAAGAAUGUAGAACAAAGAAUUUGUCCUUUUAA
Hevea brasiliensis (rubber tree) is the source of this 1400-nucleotide messenger RNA. RefSeq lists its product as uncharacterized. The record is from RefSeq and is a predicted model, not a curated record. The coding region runs from base 105 to 1088 and encodes 327 amino acids. The transcript has 3 exons. NCBI's taxonomy places the organism in Eukaryota, Viridiplantae, Streptophyta, Magnoliopsida, Malpighiales, Euphorbiaceae. Gene Ontology annotation, biological process: protein refolding. Gene Ontology annotation, cellular component: cytoplasm.